AUGUUGGCAAGAGCAGUUUUAACAAUUCUGUACCUUUGGCAUAAACAACAAAUUUCUUCUGUUGCUUCCAAAGUUCCUGUUUCUGUACAGACUUUUUUGGAUAUUGGCUUCUCAAUUCGUCGCUUCAGCAACGGCACGCUUUUUCGUCAACAGCGUCACUAUGAGAAUAAAUUUUGGGAAGUUGUUAGUAAAAUACGAGCAGAGAAAAAUUUGCGUCAGCCUGAUGAUCGGAUUUAUACGCCUGUAUUCAUUUCAAAAAUAAUUGACGAGGAUGCAGCAAAAGAACUAAUGAGUGCCCUCCCGCAGAGAUUUCAAUUGGAGACACCCAAAUUGCUUUUUCGACUUUCUGAACAUGGAACAUCUUUUGUUCAAUUAUGGACUCGAAUUGAGCAGGCAGAUCAAUCUUUAUUAAUAAUAAAAUCAACAACUAGAGAAGUUUUUGGUGCUUAUGUAUCAAGUUCUUGGGCUGAAAGAAACGAUGUGCAUGAAAGAGCUAAGGCUAAAUAUUUUGGAACUGGGGAAUCUUUUGUUUGGCGCUUAGACGAUGAAUUAAAAUUGCCGAUAAUUUAUACUUGGUCUGAUCAACUUUGUGAUAACUAUUUUAUGGCGGCACACGAUAAAUUUUUAAUUAUUGGAAGUGGUGGAGGUGAUGCAAUUGCAAUUCGUGAUGAACUUGUAGAAGGGUCAAGUAGGGCAUCUAGAACCUAUCAGUCACCUGAACUAGUGUCUGGAGGUCAAUUUCAAAUAGAUGAACUAGAAGUUUGGUCAAUUCCAAGCAGUAUAUAG
Molecule: messenger RNA, 786 nt
Organism: Meloidogyne enterolobii
Lineage: Eukaryota; Metazoa; Nematoda; Chromadorea; Rhabditida; Meloidogynidae
Source: the annotation of a GenBank genome assembly